Orbilia oligospora ATCC 24927 is the source of this 1173-nucleotide messenger RNA. RefSeq lists its product as uncharacterized. Bases 1 to 1173 code for a protein of 390 amino acids. NCBI's taxonomy places the organism in Eukaryota, Fungi, Ascomycota, Orbiliomycetes, Orbiliales, Orbiliaceae. The record is from RefSeq and is a predicted model, not a curated record. The transcript is spliced from 3 exons.
AUGGUAACGACAGCGCAUGCGCAGGAAGCCGAGGAAGAAAGAGUUGAGGAUGUUGGAAGAAAAGAGGGAGAAAGAGGAAGAGAACUCUGCGCCCGGUGUAAAGAUCCACUCCCGUUAUGGGCCUCCGAAACUCCCAGUGAAAUCGAUGCCAACUUCACCCGCCCAGUUGCUAUCACCACCCCCACUAGUACUAGCAUCGAUAUCAAUAGCUGUAGCAAUGACACGGAUACGAGCAUGCACGGUACUACCUCACAGUCAACCCCGAUAACAUACCCCAUCUCCCCAGUAUCCGACUUAAUAAUCCAUCUCCCCACCCAGGCAGUCUCCCACUGCUAUCUAGUCUCCUCCCAAAUUCUCCGUGUCGUCUCCCCGGUGUGGCGACGUCAUCUAGACCCCAACAGUCCCUUCCAAUCCCUCUCCACUUCCAUGGAAACGAUCUCAGACCGUCCGCAUAUAAUUAUGACACUAUAUGAGGAUGACCCGGACACUUUACUAUCGGUUCUAAACAUCCUUCAUUUCUCCACAUCGAGUAUUCCGACAACAUCGAUAAACUUUGGACAACUCAGGUCUUUCGCGGUCUUGUGUGAUAAGUACGACUGUAUACAUGUGUUGAACGCUUAUUCGAAGGUAUGGUUGGACGAAUGGGCCCCCGUUGCAUGUGAACCGGGGUAUGAGGACUGGCUGUUUAUUGCCAAGGUUUUUGGAGAUCCUAGGAAUACCAAGGAGUUGGAGAAGCUGCUGGUCCAAGAGGCCGGUUCGUUAAGCGUUUGUGGGGCUUACUUUUUGAGAUGUGGAAGGGUGGUGGAGACGAUACUUUUGCCAGAGAAAACAUUGGAAAAAAUAAUGUCCUCUCGAGUAACAGAAUUAACGCGUCAAAUCUCCGUAUGGCGGACGUUUUUACAGACCUUCAUAUCAGAAAAUGUUACAAAAGGCUGUUCGAAUUGGGAUUGUGUGACACUUUCGUACGGAAAUCUUAUUAGAUCGGUUGAACAAUCUGGCCUCGUUAAGAUCUUCAAUCUGCUAGAGGAAUGGCAUGGCAAUAUUAGGGACUUUGAAGAGAAGACUGGGGGAAUACAGCUGGCUAAUGGGACUAGGUUUCAUGGGUAUGGAUGGUGUCCUGUAGAGAAUCUAAAUGUCGGACUGAGGAGUCGGCUUGGGAGAGUUGAUAGUUAA